This is a messenger RNA of Nematolebias whitei (Rio pearlfish), 2694 nucleotides long. It is a transcript of the gene nlgn2b, whose product is annotated as neuroligin 2b. Gene Ontology annotation, molecular function: signaling receptor activity; neurexin family protein binding. The record is from RefSeq and is a predicted model, not a curated record. Gene Ontology annotation, biological process: neuron cell-cell adhesion; synaptic vesicle endocytosis; modulation of chemical synaptic transmission. Gene Ontology annotation, cellular component: cell surface; postsynaptic specialization membrane; synapse. The transcript is spliced from 8 exons. Bases 1 to 2592 code for a protein of 863 amino acids. Lineage: Eukaryota; Metazoa; Chordata; Actinopteri; Cyprinodontiformes; Rivulidae.
AUGUUUCGUUUUCCGUUCCGUGCUGCCAGCCUCCACGGCUCUGGUAGGAGACGACUAAAUGUGUCUCAGCAGGCUGCCAGUCCCUGCCUGGUGUGGCUCCUGGGAUUGGUGCUUCAGCUGACUCUCUCAUCGUCUCAGCGGGUCGACCUGAAACACCCCGUAGUUUCCACCGGCUAUGGAAAGGUCCGUGGCAUCAAAAAGGACCUCAACAAUGAGAUCCUAGGCCCAGUGGAACAGUUCUUAGGUGUGCCGUAUGCCACAGCUCCCAUCGGUGAGCGGCGCUUCCAGCCCCCUGAAGCCCCGGGCUCCUGGCAGGAAAUACGCAACGCUACCCAGUUUGCACCUGUGUGUCCCCAGAAUGUGCACGGUGUCUUACCUGAAAUCAUGCUACCGGUGUGGUUCACAGACAACCUGGAUGCUGCAGCAACCUACGUUCAGAACCAGAGUGAGGACUGCCUUUACCUCAACAUCUACGUGCCCACUGAAGACGGUCCGCUCACUAAAAAGCACGAUGAGUCGACUUCGAAUCGGCCGAGGGACGAAGACAUUCGGGAUCGUCGUAAGAAGCCAGUGAUGCUGUUCAUCCACGGGGGCUCUUACAUGGAGGGCUCGGGGAACAUGUUUGAUGGGAGCGUUCUCGCCGCCUACGGAAACGUGAUCGUUGUCACCAUGAACUAUCGGCUCGGUGUGCUCGGCUUCCUGAGCACUGGAGACCAGUCUGCGAAGGGGAACUAUGGGUUGUUGGAUCAGAUCCAGGCGCUGCGCUGGCUCAAUGAAAACAUAGGCCACUUUGGAGGAGACCCAGAGAGAAUCACCAUCUUUGGCUCCGGAGCUGGUGCCACCUGCGUGAACCUUCUCAUCCUGUCCCACCACUCCGAGGGCUUAUUCCAGAGGGCCAUUGCUCAAAGUGGCUCAGCCAUCUCCAGCUGGUCAGUCAACUACCAACCUCCGUUGUACACCGAGAUCCUGGCGAAGAAGGUGGGCUGCACUCUGGACAACAUGGCUGAGUUGGUGGACUGCCUACGGAGGAAGAGUUUUCGGGAGUUGGUGGAUCAAGACAUCCAGCCUGCACGCUACCACGUUGCCUUUGGGCCAGUGGUAGAUGGCGACGUGGUGCCAGAUGACCCAGAGAUCCUCAUGCAGCAGGGUGAGUUCCUCAACUACGACAUACUGCUAGGUGUCAACCAAGGGGAAGGUCUGAAGUUUGUGGAUGACAGUGAAGGAGAAGAUGGAAUAUCAGCUGCCUCAUUUGACUACACUAUCUCUAACUUUGUGGAUAACCUCUAUGGAUACCCUGAUGACAUCCUGAGGGAGACCAUAAAGUUCAUGUACACGGACUGGGCUGACAGGGACAACAGUGACAUGCGACGGAAGACCCUCCUGGCUCUGUUCACGGACCACCAGUGGGUGGCCCCAGCUGUUGCCACUGCCAAACUGCACGCCGAGUUCCAGUCGCCUGUUUUCUUCUAUACCUUCCACCAUCACUGUCAGACGGAAGCAAGGCCCGAGUGGGCAGACGCUGCCCAUGGAGAUGAGAUCCCCUACGUGUUUGGGAUUCCCAUGGUGGGGGCCACUGACCUCUUUCCUUGUAACUUCUCCAAGAAUGACGUCAUGCUCAGUGCUGUGGUCAUGACAUACUGGACCAACUUUGCAAAGACAGGGGAUCCUAACCUCCCUGUUCCUCAGGACACAACAUUUAUUCACACUAAGCCUAACCGUUUCGAGGAGGUCAUCUGGACAAAGUUCAGUUCCAAAGACAAGCAGUAUUUACAUAUAGGCCUGAAGCCUCGCGUCAGAGAUAACUACCGUGCCAACAAGGUGGCUUUUUGGCUGGAGCUUGUGCCGCAACUUCACAGCAUGUACACUAGAAUUACGGAACCGGCCACCACUCGACUGCCUCCCGGAGGUACCGGCCGCCGGAAGAGCCCCCAUCCCGGCGUUCGCUCCACCCAGCACCCGGUGAUCUCCACCUAUCCACCAGAACCUGAGCCGGAUGGUUCAGAGAAACCCCGCUACUCUCCCUUCCCCAGUGAGACGAGGGACUACUCCACCGAGCUGAGCGUGACCGUAGCUGUUGGUGCGUCCCUUCUUUUCCUCAACGUCCUGGCCUUUGCCGCGCUCUACUACAAACGGGAUAAGCGUCAUGAACUCAUGCAGAGACGUCAUCGCCGGCUCUCACCGCAACGUGGUACCACAAUCGGCAUGGGCGUCGGCAUGGGAGUCGUAGGGGCCCCACCGCACAAUGACCUGGUGCUGAGUCAGGAGGAGGAGCUAAUGUCCCUGCAGAUGAAGCAGCAGAGGGUGGAGCUGGAGCACGGGACGCCUCUCCCUUCCCGUGGCAUUCACGGUGAUCUGGAGCCGCUGCGACCUCCCGUGUGCCCACCCGACUACACGUUGGCCCUGCGGCGGGCGCCCGAGGACGUGCCACUGAUGACCGCCAACACCAUAACCAUGAUCCCCAGCACCAUUAGCAGCAUUCAACCGCUCCACCCCUUUAACACGUAUCCCCCCGUCCCGGCCCCUUCCUCUACACCCGUCCCCAGCCACAGCAACAACGCUCUGCCACACCAACACUCCACAACCCGUGUAUAGGACAAGGCACAAGCUCUGCUACCCGUCACUGGGCUCACAAAGAUGCACCACACAAACUGCUCCAUCCAAACUUCACUCUCACCAACCUCUACUCUUUUCCGC